AUGAUGCCAAUGAAGUUGCGACGAGUUCAAGACGUCUAUAGGAAUGUCAAAAAAGACAUUGUCAUACGAACAGAAGAUGAUCGUAACAUUACCUACAUGGACUAUUGUGCAGAGACAUGUUCAAUCAAUGAUCCAGUAUUCAAAACUGUCGCUUUAGCAUGGUUUGGAUUACAGUGGCCAGAAACUUCUAUUUUUAUGUUCAAAUCCAAUAUCGGGAAGCAUUUCUUCCUGAGAGAAAUGCAGGGCCGUAACAUUGUUCGUUCCCGUCUCUCGGCCCUCUACUUCAUGUCCUUCGUCAACGGCUCCCAAGCGGCUGAAGACCUGAAAAAGUACGAGGCAGAAGUAGCAGAUUGGGUGGCUGAACAUAAUGCCAACGCCACGAAGCUGACCACUAUCACUCAGCAUAGCAAACGCGGAAUGGAAACUGAAAUAGCUCGAGGAAUGAAAUUCGUCGCAGUAAAAAUCCUUGGAGGUGUGGUUCUUACCGUAUUCAUUACUCUACUCUCUUUUAUGUUGCUCAAUAAGAUCCAUGGCCGGAGUUGCAGUAGGUUUGCCGUUCCUUAG
Molecule: messenger RNA, 564 nt
Organism: Cooperia oncophora
Lineage: Eukaryota; Metazoa; Nematoda; Chromadorea; Rhabditida; Trichostrongylidae
Source: the annotation of a GenBank genome assembly